Molecule: messenger RNA, 2031 nt
Organism: Emiliania huxleyi CCMP1516
Lineage: Eukaryota; Haptophyta; Isochrysidales; Noelaerhabdaceae
Product: ATP-dependent metalloprotease FtsH
Exons: 10
Coding region: 1-2031 (676 amino acids)
Biological process (GO): protein-containing complex assembly; mitochondrial protein processing
Cellular component (GO): m-AAA complex; membrane
Molecular function (GO): ATP binding; ATP hydrolysis activity; ATP-dependent peptidase activity
Source: RefSeq, a predicted model, not a curated record
AUGAAAGCGGAGCCCGACAAGGGCGGCGGCGGCGGCGGCGGCGGCGGCGCAGGUCCGCCGGGGCCGCAGUCGCAGUCGCUGUGGGCGGCGGCGGCCGUCGCCGCCGCCGCGCUCACGCUGUACAACUCGAUGUCAGACGGCAUCUCCGGCUCGCGCGAGAUCACGCAGGCGGACUUCAUCCGCGACGUGCUCGAGUCGGGCGAGGUGCGGCACAUCGUCAUCGUCAACAAGAACCGCGCAAAGGUGUACAUGCGCUCGCCCUCGCUGGCGGAGCAGUCGCAGCCGAGCUACGAGGUCUCCCUCGGCAACGUUGGCUCCUUUGAGAAGCGGCGCCGCGCGCAGGCGGACCUCGGCGUCGCGCCUCGCGACUACGUCAAUGUCACGCACGAGUCGCAGGUUUCCGUCGCAAACGAGCUGCUCAAGGUCGGGCCGACGCUGCUGCUGAUCGGCUUCUGGGCGGCCUUCAUGAUGCGCGGGGGCCUCGGAGGGAUGAUGGGGGGCGGCGGCGGCGGCGGCGGCGGCGGCGGGCGAAACAUCUUCCAGGUGGGCAAGUCGAAGCCGACGAUUGUGACCAAGGAGAAGUCGACCGGGGUCGCAUUCAAGGACGUGGCGGGGCUCGCCGAGGCGAAGAACGAGGUGAUGGAGCUCGUCGACUUCCUCAAGCGGCCGGAGCGCUACAAGGAGUUGGGAGCCAAGAUCCCGAAGGGUGCCCUCCUCUCCGGCCCGCCCGGCUGCGGGAAGACGCUGCUCGCAAAGGCGACCGCCGGCGAGGCGAACGUGCCCUUCCUCUCCAUCUCCGGUUGCUCCGACUUCAUCGAGAUGUUUGUCGGCGUCGGGCCGGCGCGCGCCAAGGCAAUGCAGCCUUGCAUCGUCUUCAUUGACGAGAUCGACGCCGUCGGAAAGGCGCGCGGCCGCGGCGGCAACUUUGGCGGCAACGACGAGCGCGAGAACACGCUCAACCAGCUGCUGGUCGAGAUGGACGGCUUCUCGUCCACCGGCCAGAUUGUCGUGCUCGCCGGCACCAACCGGCCCGACACUCUCGACUCGGCGCUGCUGCGGCCGGGCCGAUUCGACCGGCAGAUCAGCAUCGACCCGCCCGACGUCAAGGGCCGCGUCAAGAUCUUCAAUGUGCACCUGCCGAAGGUGCGGACCAAGGACAACGCCGAGGAGCUCGCGGCAAAGCUGGCCGCCCUCACGCCUGGCUUCUCGGGCGCCGAGAUUGCAAACGUCGUCAACGAGGCUGCGCUCAUCGCGGCGCGCAACGAGAAGGACUACGUGUACCUGGACGACUUCCACGCGGCGAUGGACCGCGUCAUCGGCGGGCUCGAGAAGAAGUCUAAGGUGAUGACGGUGGAGGACAAGACGCGGGUGGCGCACCACGAGGCGGGCCACGCCGUGACGGGCUGGUUCCUGGAGCACGCGUCGCCGCUGCUCAAGGUGUCCAUCGUCCCGCGCGGCGUCGCGGCGCUCGGGUACGCGCAGUACGUGCCCAAGGAGAAGAAGCUGCACACAAAGGAGCAGAUGAUGGACACGAUGUGCAUGAUGCUGGGCGGGCGGGUCGCCGAGCUGCUUUUCUUUAAGGACGUCUCCACCGGCGCGCAAGACGACCUCUCCAAGGUGACGCGGCUGGCCUACUCCCUCGUCACCACCUACGGCAUGAACGACAAGAUUGGCAACCGCUCCUACCCGCCGCCCAACGACGGCCGGAUGGCGUCGCAGCGGCCGUACUCGGAAGAGACGGCGGAGGUGGUUGACGAGGAGGCGCGCGCCCUCGCCAACGAGGCGUACGACCGGACCGUCGCGCUGCUCACCGAGCGCAAGGAGCUCGUCAAGGUGCUCGCCGAGAAGUUGAUGGAGAAGGAGGUGAUCCUGCGCGAGGACGUCAUCGCCGUGCUCGGCGAGCGGCAGUGGGACGACGGCUCGGAGCAGCUGGGCGCGGGGCUGCUCUCGGGCGACGCCGCCGCGGCCACGGCCGCCUGUCGAGCAGACGGCGGACCGCACAGCGCGCGGCAGCGGCCUCCGAAGCCCUGA